ACUCCCUCGGGUUUGCUGCUGGCUCACAGUCCGCUGCUGCAGGGGAUCCACUUCUGGAGCAGCCUGAGCCCCGUCGCCCCCAUCAGCCCCGCCCGGCUGCAGGGCCACAGCUCCCUCUUCCAGUUCCCCAGCCUAAUCAACGGACACAUGCCCGUCUCCCUCCCAAACCUGGAAGGAACACCCUCCUCUCUGCUUCUGUCCCCCACCACCCACAAAUCCUGAUUCAGGGUCUCCAAAGAUCGUCCACCUCCAGCUGAAAGGUUCUCCUCCAUCAUCAUCAUCUUCUGCAGACAUGCUCACCUUGUUGAAUCCAAAAAAAACCCGACCCCCUCAUCCCAUUUCUUUGUUUUAGUACUUGAGCUGCUCCAGAUUCAAAGCACUUGGUCCAAAGCCAUACAGCACGAUGUCUGAGAGACAUCUGGGA
Austrofundulus limnaeus is the source of this 424-nucleotide messenger RNA. Its product is annotated as ETS domain-containing protein Elk-3. NCBI's taxonomy places the organism in Eukaryota, Metazoa, Chordata, Actinopteri, Cyprinodontiformes, Rivulidae. The record is from RefSeq and is a predicted model, not a curated record.